This is a messenger RNA of Neltuma alba, 487 nucleotides long. Its product is annotated as LRR receptor-like serine/threonine-protein kinase IOS1. The transcript is spliced from 6 exons. Lineage: Eukaryota; Viridiplantae; Streptophyta; Magnoliopsida; Fabales; Fabaceae. The annotation marks the transcript as partial. Gene Ontology annotation, molecular function: protein binding. The record is from RefSeq and is a predicted model, not a curated record.
UGGGAAGGUGUUACUUGUAAUUACUCUGACAGCAUUCCAAGGGUCACUUCUUUGAACAUGAGCUCAAGCAAAUUGAUAGGAGAUAUUGUAACUUCAUUCUCCAGUCUCAUGACAUUGGAGAGCUUGGAUUUGUCAAACAACCAAUUAACAGGGGAAAUACCAGAAUCUUUAGCAAAAUUACCCAGUUUGAAACUACUUAACUUGACAGGAAAUAAUCUCAAAGGUUCAAUUCCCGAGGCUCUGAGGGAGAAGUCGACUACUGGUUUAACUUUGAUUUUGGAAGGAAAUCCAGGUCUCUGUAAGACAGGGUCUUGCAAAACCAUUACAAAGAAGUUCAUAAAACCUUGUUGCAUCCGCAGCCUCUGUGGUGGUUCUUGCAAUAAUAGUCUGCAUUUCUUUGAUUCUCUGCAAAUACAAAGAAAACAUCUUAGUGACACGAAAGAUGGUCCCUGCUUAGUUGGAAAUGGAAAGUUUUCUGUGAAUACUA